Messenger RNA from Equus quagga, 2781 nucleotides. RefSeq names its product nuclear receptor interacting protein 3 (gene NRIP3). Gene Ontology annotation, molecular function: aspartic-type endopeptidase activity. The record is from RefSeq and is a predicted model, not a curated record. The coding region runs from base 156 to 896 and encodes 246 amino acids. The transcript has 8 exons. Gene Ontology annotation, biological process: proteolysis. NCBI's taxonomy places the organism in Eukaryota, Metazoa, Chordata, Mammalia, Perissodactyla, Equidae.
CUGGUGGGUGGCGACCGACCUGAAGUUGGAGAAGUCCUGCCCGAUCCCAACGCCGGAGUGCGCCGCCCGGGCUAUGGGCGCUGGGGCUCCGGGACCGGGCGCGGGGAGGCGAAGUUGCAGAGCCGAGCAGCGGCGCGGACGGCAGGACGCGGGGUAUGGCCCAGCUGUCGGUGGUCCCCGGGUCGGCCACGGCGUGGGCAGGGCUGCUCACCGAGGGCAGCCGCAAGGAGACCGACAUGCGGCAGCAGCGCCGAAUGAAGCAAGCCGUGCAGUUCAUCCACAAGGACUCAGCCGACCUGCUGCCCCUGGACGGCCUCAAGAAGCUGGGCUCGUCCAAGGACACGCAACCUCAUAACAUUCUGCAGAGGCGCCUCAUGGAAACCAACCUGUCGAAGCUCCGAAGCAGUCGUAUCCCUUGGGCCUCCAAGACCAACAAAUUCAAUCAGGCGAAGUCUGAGGGACUAAAGAAGUCUGAGGAUGAUGACAUGAUUUUGGUUUCUUGCCAGUGUGCUGGAAAGGAUGUGAAAGCCUUGGUUGACACAGGCUGUCAGUAUAAUCUCAUCUCUUCAGCCUGUGUGGAUAGACUGGGACUGAAGGAACAUGUUAAAUCUCACAAGCAUGAAGGAGAGAAGCUUUCUCUACCCCGGCAUCUGAAAGUGGUGGGCCAGAUUGAGCACCUAGCGAUCACACUGGGCUCCCUCCGCCUGGACUGCGCAGCAGCUGUGGUUGAGGACAGUGAGAAAAACUUGUCCCUUGGCCUCCAGACGCUCCGAUCUCUGAAGUGCAUCAUAAACUUGGAUAAGCACCGGCUGAUCAUGGGGAAGACAGACAAGAAAGAAGAAAUCCCUUUUGUGGAGACAGUUUCCUUGAAUGAAGACAACACUUCAGAAGCAUAACUACAGCCUGCAGCAUGUCUGCACGUAUGCACACACGCCAGGUUGACAGAUUGAGGAAACUGAGUUUGAACCAAAUGCAGUAGCAACUGGCCGUGGACCAAGUCCUUCCCUCUAAUAGAAGCUCCAGGGGCUCCUUCCCACCCAGACCUCUCUAGACUUUAGUCUGUGCUUAGAGAUAUUGUCUGGUUAUAGCCAUUGUUUUUUACUCCUUCAAUCACUUGAUUUAUAGACCCUUUUGACACUGCCAGGUCUCACUAAUGGCCUAUUUCUCUGCUUCUUCCAAGAAUUUGCUUUUAUUAGUUAAGUAUAGGGGCUUCCAGGUUCUAUUUCUUCAUAGAUACACUUGCUUCUUUUCCUAUAGCUAAAAUGUAUAAUAAACAAGAACCUGAUCUUUACCUUUCUUCAGCUAUUUCAAAGAGGUGCAGUAUACCUAUGUCUCAGAAUUAGUUUCUUCUAAGUCAUUCAUUGAUUUCUCAAGUAUGAAUUGAUCUGAAAGAACCCAGAGAGAUUAUCUAGUCUAAUCCUUUCAUUCAAAGGUCCAGAGAGGCAAGUGAAUUGUGUAAGCUUAUAUACAAAGUCAAUGGAAAAAGAGACUUAGAACUCAGACCUGACAAGCCAAAGCUAUAUGUUCAUUCUCUCAUGCUACUGCAUUUUUCUUCAAGCCGUGAGAGGAGGAUGAAGAGGUGAGGGUUUGUGAAAAGGGAGGCAAGGGGAAGAAUAUGCUUUGGGAAUGGAUGUUAGAAGGAUCUGAGUAGCCCUCUUUGCUGUGUGCUAAGCCCACUAAAAGCCCCCUGCUUCUAACUGUCACAUUUAGGCCCUUUCUUGGUGCCUAGAAGCCAAGAGUACAAAGAUGAAUGAGAUGGUGUCUCACGUUGAAUUCUUUCAGGGGAGCAGGUGGAAGGAACCACAGAUAGAACAUUAAUCACUCUCUGAGAUGGAACUGAAGGCUUCAGUGAGUAAUCUAGCCAUCACUCUCAGACACUGAUACCCCCAAGAUCCAGUCAGUGUUUCUGCCUAUCUUGUUAUUUGUCUGACGCAGAUUCAAGUAGCUGGGAAGAGGAGAAGGGAAAGGAGAUGAAAAAACCCAGAGUAGGUCCAAAAUAGAAGGGAGUGCCAGGUAGAAUCAGUUGGUGGGAAGGCCUACCAAGGGAAUCCUUUCUGGGAUGGAGGUCAGAAGUGAAACUUCCAGGCAAGGAACUGAGGGUUGAGAAACUCACCUCUGUCCUGGUACAAGGAAAGAGGCAGGGCAGGAGCUGGCAGUGUUAAGGACAACUUUUCUGACUGCCCAAUAUUUCCUGACCCAUCUCAAAGGGUUGGAGAUCACAGGAGUUUCUUGAAGCUUUUUGUUAGGGUGUCAGUUUGGGCACAAAGAUAACUAUAAUGGACUCUCUCCUUCAAUUUAGUUGUAGAAGUGCUCAGAGAAGUCAAAAAAAAUAGCCAGCUGUGGAUAUCCCUUUAAGAGAUUCCCAAGUCUUCCCUUGGUUCACAGCAGUAGUUCCCAGAGUAUUUAAUGGAUCCCACUUUGAAUUUUGCCAGGUUCCACCAGCAACCUCAUCUAGUGUUCAGCUACUGUCCCAAACAACUCUUUGGAACUCUGAAUGUUUUCAGCGUUAUAGAAGCUCCCUAAAGACUGGGAACUUGGUGACCCCCAUUUGAACAGCUAGGCAGCCGCACUGCAGCCAGCUGGCACUGGAUCAUCCCUGGCUCCCUUCCUAUCAGUCCCCAAAGAGGAAGCAAGAUAGAAAACUAAGCACAGCAACAAUAGAGGCCGCAUCUCAAGCUCAUUGGGGGUGAUCCCAGCUUACCAGCCUUCAGUGCUCCCUCCAACUCCACCCCAUUUUCUUAUUCAGGGGGGACCUGCACCUUUCCAUUGAGGCCUUUCCAU